Molecule: messenger RNA, 1680 nt
Organism: Sclerotinia borealis F-4128
Lineage: Eukaryota; Fungi; Ascomycota; Leotiomycetes; Helotiales; Sclerotiniaceae
Source: the annotation of a GenBank genome assembly
AUGAACUUCCUAUGGACUACUAUUUUGUUGUCCUCCCUUACAGUCAUACUAUGGCUUCUUACUAAGUUGUAUACUGCCCGAACUUUCUUUACCAAGCUUUCAGCUCAGGGCUUACCAAUGCCACCCCACCAUCUUCUCGCUGGUCAUCUCAUCGAGCUUUCCAAAGCUAUGAAAGGUUUCCCGACAGAUGCCCUCAAAGUAUACUUCUUCGCUGCCCUUGCCCGCCGAUAUUCCCGCAAUGGCGCAUUCUAUCUUGACCUCUACCCAUUCGCUGCCCCCUUUCUCGUCAUCACUUCUCCAUUUCUCGCAAAUCAAGCUGUACGAACUUCUCCAAUAGCAUGUCGUAAGCCUGACGCUUUAAGAACGUGGUUUUGGAGCAUCACGGGUGGAAUCAGUAUGUUUGAUGCGGAAUACCACGAGUGGAAGGAACUGAGAGAUUUGUUCGCUCGGGGAUUCAGUUACAAGUAUUUGAUGAAGUUGGUGCCAGGAAUAGUGGAUGAGGUGGAAAUCUAUGCGUCGGGAUUGAGAGAGAAAGCGAGAAAUGGAGAUAUUGUUCAGUUGGAUGGGAUCAAUCUGAGAUUUAUGAUGGACUUGAUUGAGAAUACUGCUUUGAACGCAAAGCUAAACGCACAAAAAGGAUACAAUCCUCUUGCGGACGCUAUGUUGAACCAAAUCAAAAGCAAACUUGCAAAUCAAGAAGUAAAUAUUGGGCAAUGGUUCAAUUUUGUACGUCCCAUUAAAGAGUGGCACAACGGCCGAAAAAUGGAUGCGUAUAUCAAUGAAGAGCUUGAUAAGCGCUUUGAGAUUUACAAGUUAUCCAAGCAUUCCGGUUCCAAAGCAGAUGGUCAUUCGGACGAGAAAUCAGAAACCUUCCAAUCAAUUAUUGAUUUGGUCAUCGAAGAUUACAUGGGCGAUUCUUCUCGGCGCAAUGCAACCAGUCUCGACCAAAAGUUUCGCACCAUAGCCACGCGCAAUAUUCGACUCCUCCUCUUCGCCGGCCAUGAUUCAACUGGUAGUGCCAUAUCCUGGUGCUACUAUCUCCUCUCCAAAAAUCCCUCUGCUCUUGACAAACUCAUUCAAGAACACGAUUCAGUAUUCGGAACCGAUAUCAAGGCUAUCUCAGAACUCAUCAAAACAGAUUCAACUCUCCUAAAACAAUUACCAUACACAACAGCUGUGAUCAAAGAAACUCUUCGUCUCUUCCCACCCGCGUCAAGUAUUAGACAGGGGAUGAAAGAUGUAGAUUUGGUUGAUGAAGAGGGAAAUAGAUAUCCGACGGAAAACUGCAUGGUGUAUAUGCUUCAUUUGGCUAUUCAACAUGAUCCGAAAUACUGGCCUCGUCCCAAAGAAUUCUUACCCGAAAGAUGGCUUGCGCAACCAGGAGAUGAAUUAUAUUGUGAUGUACCAGUAAAUGGGGCGUGGAGACCGUUUGAGCAGGGACCAAGAAGUUGUAUUGGACAUACUUUGGUGAUGUUGGAGUUGAAGAUUAUACUGGCGAUAGUGGUGAGGGAGUUGGAUGUACAGGAUGCGUAUGUGGAGUGGGAUGAGAAACUCGGGGAUAAGAAGGGAGUGAAGGAAGUGGAUGGAGAGAGAGCAUAUCAGGUUGAUGGAGGGGCUGCUCAUCCGGCAGAUGGGUUUCCUUGUAGGGUGACUUUCAGAGAGGAAAAUGUACCUGCCUAG